UCUCAGAGACACAGGGAGAUGAACCCUUAACCAAAACGAGAGGCCAAGAUUUCUCACUAUCUUCUGCUUGAAAUCGCAACCCUUAUCCUAUCCACAAGCCUUGCUCUAAAGCACUCUUUUGUUUCUCAAUCCUUCUCUCACUCCCUCCCUCGAUUUCCCACUCUCCUUGUCUCCCUUCUCCUUCCUUUCCCCUGGUAGCAGUCGUCUGCAGAUCAUGUUGCAGCGACCAUCGAACACUUGACUGAGAAAGACAGAGACCAACCAUCUGCUCAGGCCAGUGGGCUUCCUUUCUUCUGAUUCCGUGUUCCAAUGGCCCCAAAAGCCGGCCGUACAAAGACCAACAAAUCCAAGGGAGAGAAGAAGAAGAAGGAAGAGAAAGUGCUGCCUACCACCCUCGACAUCGCAGUCUGCACCCCUUAUGACACUCAGAUUACACUCAAGGGGAUCUCUACUGAUAAGAUUAUCGACGUCAGAAGGCUUCUAGCAGUUCAUGUGGAUACAUGUCACCUAACAAACUAUUCCCUAUCUCACGAGGUUAGAGGGAGCCGAUUGAAGGACGCUGUGGAAAUCACUUCUCUCAAGCCUUGUGUAUUGACCAUUGUUGAAGAGGACUACACGGAGGAGCAGGCGGUUGCGCACGUGCGGAGGUUCCUGGAUAUCGUCUCGUGCACAACAGCGUUCGGGAAGAAUGGAGAGGGCAAGGAGAAGGGAGCUGCGGCGAAGAAGCGGAGCUCUCCUCCUCCUACUCCUGCUCCAUUGGAUGAGGAGGGGGACCCAGCGAAAGCCGAAGGGAAGGGAAACAAGGGCGCAGCGGACGUUGCGGCAAUCCAUCCUCCGUCGAAGCUUGGCCAGUUCUAUGAUUUCUUCUCCUUCUCCCACAUCCCUUCCCCGAUUCAAUAUUUAAGGAAAUCUGGACCCCAGUUUCCUGAAGAGAGGGCGGAGGAUGAUUUCUUCCAGAUAGAUGUGAAAUUGAUAAAUGGGAAGCUGGUGACUGUCGUUGCUUCCCGCAAAGGCUUUCACACCACAGGAAAGCAAGUUUUCCUAUGCCACACGCUAGUCGAUCUACUGCAACAGCUAAGCAGCGCAUUUGCUAAUGCCUAUGACUCUCUAAUGAAAGCUUUUACAGAACACAAUAAGUUUGGGAAUCUACCGUACGGUUUUCGUGCCAAUACGUGGCUUGUGCCGCCAAUGGUUGUUGAAUCGUCUGGAUUCCCCUCUCUACCUGUGGAAGAUGAGAGUUGGAAUGGUAAUGGUGGCGGGCAAGGAAGAAAUGGUGAACAUGAUAACAGGAAGUGGGCUCAAGAAUUUUCAAUUCUUGCACGAAUGGCAUGCAAAACAGACGAGGAAAGGCAGAUCCGGGAUCGGAAGGCCUUCCUUCUCCAUUGUUUAUUUGUCGAUGUUUCAGUCUUUAAGGCUACUGCAGCAAUACGCCAUCUAGCAGAUGCCAACGGACAAGAAUAUGUCCCAGAAGCCAGCCUAUUGGACAGCAAAGUCCAUGAAGAAUGUAUUGGAGACUUGAAAAUAACAGUAACAAGAGACGUAAAGGAUGCAAACAUCAAGCAGGAUGCUAAAAUUGAUGGGAGUCAAGCACUUGGAGUAUCAUUGAAAGAGGCUGCUCAGAGGAAUUUGCUUAAAGGGAUCACGGCUGAUGAAAACGUCACUGUCCAUGAUACUGCUACUUUAGGUGUUGUUGUUGUCAGGCAUUGUGGUUACACUGCAGUAGUAAAAGUUUGUGGGGACAUGAACAACGAAGUGGGUUCUCCGCUUCAAGAUAUUGAUAUUAAAAAUCAGCCAGAUGGAGGGGCGAAUGCUUUAAAUGUCAACAGCCUAAGGAUUUUGCUUCCCAAGAUAUCUGGCGUGGAUUCUUCUGGUAAUGGGCAGCAUUUUCCUUCUGGUGAUGGUGAUUCAGAUGACAUAGAAAAAGCUAAAUCAUUGGUAUACUUUGUACUUGGUGAUAGCUUGAAGAAGUUGGAGAAUGAAUCAGCAGAGUCAGCUAAAUUUUUUAGAUGGGAACUUGGAUCAUGCUGGGUGCAGCAUCUACAGAGCCAGGAGUCUUCAAAAAGUAAUGAUCCAAAGGCUGUUAACGAAAAGAAAGACGAACCGGUUGUCAAGGGACUGGGAAAGAAAUUUGAAUUGCUCAAGAAGAUAAAAAAGAAAACGGAGAAUACAAACAACAAGUAUAAUGUAUCUGAUGAUGUUGCCAUUAAUAGUUUAGCAAGUGAUUCUUCAAAAGGAUCAGAGAAUGGAGAAAGCCAUCAGGAACCAGGCCUCCAGAAAGUCCUUCCAGAACCUGCCUUUCUGCGUCUUAAGGAAUCUGGCACAGGACUUCAUCUAAAGUCAUUAGAAGAACUGACUGAGAUGGCAAAUAAGUAUUAUGAAGAUGUUGCAUUGCCAAAGUUGGUAGCAGAUUUUGGGUCACUUGAGCUAUCUCCAGUUGAUGGACGCACACUGACUGACUUCAUGCAUACAAGAGGAUUGAGAAUGUGCUCCCUUGGACAUGUGGUUGAACUUGCAGACAAGCUUCCUCACAUACAAUCUCUUUGCAUCCAUGAGAUGGUUACUCGAGCCUUCAAGCACAUUUUGCAAGCAGUUAUUGCUGCGGUCAAGAAUAUGGAUAGCUUGGCCAGGGCAAUAGCUGAAUGUUUAAAUGUUUUAUUAGGUGUACCAAACAAAGAUGAUGACAAUGUAAUUGCUCUGAAACUGAAGUGGUUAGAAACAUUUCUUUCUCGACGGUUUGGCUGGAAACUCAAAGAUAUAAAUUUGGAAGAAUUGCGGAAGUUUGCAAUUCUUCGAGGACUUUGUCACAAGGUUGGAUUGGAAAUGGUUCCCAGAGAUUAUGAAAUGGAUAAAUCAAGACCUUUUGAAAAAUCAGAUAUCAUCAGCAUGGUUCCUGUAUACAAGCAUGUGGUGUGCUCAUCAGCAGAUGGACGGACAUUAUUGGAAUCAUCGAAGGCUGCAUUAGAUAAGGGAAAGCUUGAUGAUGCUGUUAACUAUGGAACCAAGGCACUCUCAAAACUUUUAGCUGUCUGUGGCCCUUACCAUCGUAUGACUGCUGGUGCAUAUAGUCUUCUGGCUGUGGUGCUCUAUCAUACUGGAGAUUUUAAUCAGGCAACUAUUUACCAGCAGAAGGCCUUGGAUAUAAAUGAGAGAGAAUUGGGCCUUGACCACCCUGAUACAAUGAAAAGCUAUGGUGAUCUUUCAGUUUUCUACUACCGCCUGCAAUAUACUGAACUGGCUCUUAAGUAUGUAAAUCGAGCAUUGUACCUUUUGCAUCUUACUUGUGGAACAUCACAUCCAAACACUGCUGCAACAUAUAUCAACGUGGCAAUGAUGGAAGAAGGUUUGGGAAAUGUUCAUGUAGCCCUAAGAUAUCUCCAUGAGGCCCUUAAGUGCAAUCAAAGAUUGCUUGGAGCUGAUCAUAUACAGACUGCUGCCAGCUAUCAUGCCAUAGCCAUUGCUCUCUCAUUGAUGGAAGCAUAUUCACUUAGUGUCCAGCAUGAACAAACUACCCUACAGAUACUUAAAGCUAAACUAGGACCUGAAGAUCUUCGCACUCAGGAUGCUGCUGCAUGGUUAGAGUAUUUUGAGUCUAAGAAUGUGGAGCAGCAAGAGGCUGCACGCAAUGGGACCCCAAAGCCUGAUGCAACCAUAGCAAGCAAAGGUCAUCUUAGUGUGUCCGAUCUCCUUGAUUUCAUAAACCCUGACACAGAGAUGAAGGGAAGAGAUGUGCAAAAGAAACAGCGUCGUGCAAAGAUGUUGCAGAUCAAGGAUAAACUUGAUCAAGUUAAUUCUGUCCCUGUCAAGGAUGACAUUCAACAUGAGGAAAGCAUGGCAUCAAAUGCUUUGGUAGAUGAAAAUGCUGCAGGCAAUGAUAACACAGAAACCAAGCCAGAAGGUUAUGUUGAGAUGAAGACAGUGAGUCUCGUACAUGAAAAGGAUAGUGUGUCUGUGCACGAACCAAACCAGCCAAUGCUUGAUGGUUCAGACAUAACAGAAUCUAUUGAUGAAGGAUGGCAAGAGGCUGGAUCAAGGGGUCGUAUUGGUAAUGGUGGAGGACGCAAGUUUAGCACUAGAAGACCAGCCCUAGCAAAGCUCAACACAGGUAACUCUGGAUCCUCAGACUUCCAUAGCACAACGUACAGAAGGAAAAAUCUAUCUCCAGGGCAAAGAACAUUUAUGUCACCAAAAACACCUUCAUCUGAUGGGUGCAUGGUUGGAAAGUUGGUCAAGUCUUCUAGCUUUAGUGAUAAAGAUAGCCCAACUGAAAUUCCUGGGAAGAAGCCUGAGACGGCAAUUGAUUCUCAACAGCAUUCAGACGUAAAGGCAGUUACCAGAUCUCUCCCACAUGCAACUCUCUCAACAAUGGCAUCCAAGUCUCUUUCUUAUAAAGAGGUAGCUCUUGCACCUCCUGGCACAGUGUUGAAGCCCAUAAUGGAGGCAUCAGAGGAUCUGCCCAAAGAUGCUACAAAUGUGCAGGGUUUGGAUGAAGAAAAGGUGAUAACCAAGGAGGAGGAAGAAGAGGACUUAGAAGUGAAGGUGCAAGAAGAGGACGUUGUAGACAAAUCUGAAAAAGUAGUUGAUGCUGGUCAUCUAGAACCAUCUGAUGAUGUAAACAACACAAACCCUGAAACUGACGAGGCAUCAUCUCCAAAAGAGAGCAAGAAAGAGAUGAUGGACACAAACAACAGCAAGCUUUCAGCAGCUGCUGAGCCAUUCAACCCAGGGAGUCUGCCAUCCUUGAUUCCACCGUUUUUCCCAGUUUCUUCUGCUGGAUUUAGUGAUGGUAGAGUAGAGCAAGGAGGAAUUCUUCCACAACCUGUAAAUAUUCCCCAUCACCCAUCUAUUGCAGCUAGAGUUCCCUGUGGUCCACGCUUAUCUGCAUACUAUAAAACUGGGCAUUCCUUUCGCCUAAAACCUGGGUAUGCUAAUAUGCAUAAACCCAUAAUAGAUCGAAGCAGCUUCAGCCCUCCUAGGACAAUGAACCCUAAUGCAGCUGAAUUCAUACCUGGGAAAGCAUGGCAGCCUGCUCAAGCGGUGGAUCCAAAACUUGUGGAUUCAGAACUUCAGCCAAACCAAGUGGAAGCAGAAAAUGAUGGACAGGAUAAGGAACAAAAGAUUACAAGUCCAGAAGAGGGUAACUCUGAAAGUGAAGCCACUGCAAGUGGAACUAGUAAACAAUGUGAAAAGUCACAAAAAUCUGAGUUGGCGAGACAAAUUCUGCUAAAUUUCAUUUUCAAAUCAUUCCAGAACAACGUAGAGUCGGAUAAGACGCAGAAGGCAGAUGCAUCUCAGUCAGUUAGAAAGGAUAAAGAUUUGGAUCAAUCUUCAGAUCCAAUCGAGAGAGAUUCUGCAAUAAUUAAAGUCCUUUAUGGAGAUGAAAAGAAUAAGGAAUUGGAUACUCAAUCUCAGCCUUCUGACCACGGCCAGUCUAAAAGUACAGAAAUGAGCAAGAAUAAAAAUGGUGAAGGUGAAGGCUUUACAGUAGUGACAAAGCGGAGGCGGAACAGGCAACAGUUCUCUAGUACAGUGAAUGGACUAUACAGUCAGCCAUCUAUAGCCACUUUUGUGACUUGAGCCAGUACACAGCAAUGAAAAGGAAAGGACUCACAGAAAAAAGAUCCAGAAACAGUGGUGUUAACUGUUAAAGAAAGUAAUUUUCAGGAUUUGAAGGCGGAAUAAGAGAGUGAGCCUUUGGAAGAAAUUUUAUUUCAUUGACGUUCUAUCUGUUAGGAUUCAGAAAUGCUUUUCAAGUUCGUAACAGACGUGCAAAUGUGCUUGCACAGAUGGAGAACCAAUCUGAAUCAGGGCGCCAAAGCGGUUGCAGCUCCUCGUGUCCAAGAGCCCUCAAUGAAACAUGUUAAUAGGCGACCUCCACUGAUGGAAACUGUUUUCUGUCGGAACCGGCAGUUACUCGAUUAUAUAUGUAGUGUAGUAUAUUCUGGGAGCGGAUAUGACCAUUUAGCUUGUUUGGAGCAUUGGUAGAAAGCAAAAUAAAAGGCAAUUUUUCCUCCUUGUUCUAGAAGUUUUGCUGUUUGUGUAAAUGUUUCAACUUUCAACUAUGCCAAGAAUGCAUGCGUGUGUUUGCAUGCACGUUUGCUAGUAUGGGCUGCUAAGUUGUUGUUUAUCUUGCAGUAUGAAUAUCUUUCUUUUCCUGCAAAUUUUGUAGCAGUUACAUUAAUUAAAGACACAAACACAUCUCUCAGAAAUUCUCCUGUGCUUGACUACAGAUUUUUUUA
This is a messenger RNA of Nymphaea colorata (pocket water lily), 6236 nucleotides long. Its product is annotated as protein REDUCED CHLOROPLAST COVERAGE 2-like. Lineage: Eukaryota; Viridiplantae; Streptophyta; Magnoliopsida; Nymphaeales; Nymphaeaceae. Gene Ontology annotation, biological process: organelle organization. The coding region runs from base 310 to 5574 and encodes 1754 amino acids. Gene Ontology annotation, molecular function: protein binding. The transcript is spliced from 23 exons. Gene Ontology annotation, cellular component: cytoplasm. The record is from RefSeq and is a predicted model, not a curated record.